AUGGUUGAGAAUCACAAAGGAAAAACCAUAGGGAAGACAAUUGAGAAGUGUUUGCUAGAUUGGGGAAUUGAUAAGGUUUUCACAAUUACUAUGGACAAUGCAUCUUCAAGUGUCUCAGCAUUGUCAUACUUGAAGAAGCCAUUAAGGAAUUGGAAGGGAUUGGUUUGUGGUGGGGGUUACCUACAUAUUAGGUGUUGUGCUCAUAUUCUUAGGUUGAUUGUUCAUGAAGGCUUAAAGGAUUUGAAAGAGAACUUUGAAAGCAUUAGAAGUGCUGUUAGAUAUAUGCGCUCAUCUCCUGCACAUUUUGCAAAGUUUAAGUCUUUUGCUAAGGCUGAAAAAAUUAACACAAAAAGCCUUGUUUGUUUGGAUGUGUCAACCAAGUGGAAUUCAACCUUCUUGAUGUUAGAGGCAGCAUGGAAGCUUCAAAAAAUGUUUGAAAGAAUGAAUGAUGAGGAUGAUGACUACUGUGCACACUUUAGGCCCUCUAACCCCCCUCCAAGGCAUGAAUCAAAAGCACAUGAUUUCAAUUUGGUUGAUUCACAUGAGGUAUCUAGCAAUAGGCUUGAAUCACAUGAUUUCUUGAAGCGAGCUUGUGAUGCUAGGCGUGAAGAUAAAGAGAAAAAACGUGAUGACCCCCCAAUAGUAGAAGAUUGGAAUCGUGCACGGAUGUUGGAAAGAAAUAUUAUGAAUUUAGAUUCCCUCUUAUCUGAUAUGUCUUUCAACAUGAAUAUGAAAUAUGAAAAAUAUUCGAGCAAAGCUGAAAUCAUGAAUCCUUUGUUGAUUGUGGCAGUUAUACUAGAUCCUUGUUACAAGCUGGCAUAUGUUAAUCACAUAUUUGAGAAUUUGUUCCAUGACAAUGAAGUUUGCUUGGCUAUGAAGGAUAGGGUCAAGGAUUGUUUAUGUCGUGUGUUUGAAGAAUAUUUUGCCUUUGUUGGGAUAUCUUCUGAAUCCAACACUGCUUCAUCUCCUGCUAUGCCUUUAUCUUCAAUAAGUGCUGUAGCGAAUGUGGAUGAUCAUGAUCCAGGCCUUUAG
Neltuma alba is the source of this 1032-nucleotide messenger RNA. RefSeq names its product zinc finger BED domain-containing protein RICESLEEPER 2-like. The record is from RefSeq and is a predicted model, not a curated record. Gene Ontology annotation, molecular function: DNA binding. The coding region runs from base 1 to 1032 and encodes 343 amino acids. Lineage: Eukaryota; Viridiplantae; Streptophyta; Magnoliopsida; Fabales; Fabaceae. The transcript has 2 exons.